Molecule: messenger RNA, 222 nt
Organism: Parnassius apollo (apollo)
Lineage: Eukaryota; Metazoa; Arthropoda; Insecta; Lepidoptera; Papilionidae
Source: the annotation of a GenBank genome assembly
AUGGCAAAAAAGCGAUUAGAUGCUAACAAGUUAGUCAAGGACGAAAAUUGUAUGUAUUUAAACAGUUGGACCACUUCACGGUGUCAUGUGAAAGGGCUAUCAAGAUCGUCAUUCGAAGAAGCAGAAAUAGAACUAGAUAGUAUGCUUAACAGAAGCGACAACAACAUUGAUGAUGAGAGAAAAAGACAAAGCUUUACAGUUACAAGGAACACCAACUAUUAA